AUGAUUGCUUCUGCCGUCCGUCUCUCCGCUGCUCUCGGUCGUCAGCCCGGCCUCGUCGCUGUCACCUCCACCGCAACCUCGGCUGGUCUCAAGACCUCAGCUACUUCGCCUCUCCAGGCCACUACCACCUUGCGCAACCUCGACGGUCGUCUCUGGUCGAAGAACAGACUCCAAGUCGUUCUUGACGCCUCUGCACCAGUACCGGCGGCCAAGGAGCCCGACUGGUCAAAUCUUGCUGCUCGCGCAAAGGACGCCAAGGAACUCGCGGGCUGCUAA
Mycosarcoma maydis (corn smut) is the source of this 276-nucleotide messenger RNA. RefSeq lists its product as uncharacterized. NCBI's taxonomy places the organism in Eukaryota, Fungi, Basidiomycota, Ustilaginomycetes, Ustilaginales. The record is from RefSeq and is a predicted model, not a curated record. The transcript is spliced from 2 exons. Bases 1 to 276 code for a protein of 91 amino acids.